UAUUAUCUUUCACCGCAACCGAAAUCAAAAGAUAUUCGCGAAGAAUCGCAUGAAGAUCGAGGCGAAGAUGUUUCAAGCACACUUUCUUCGUCUAUGAUUUACAUCGUUUCUUCGCAACUAUUUUUUGAUUUCGAUUGGAGUAUAAAAUAAUAACCUAGCACUUCCAUGGAAGUUCGUUUUGUGUGCUAAGAGGAGACAACAUUCAUUUGGUUCAGUCUCUGAGAGUAAGAUUUACUUUGACAAGAGUUUGGUUUUCUUGAAAUGAGACAUGGGUUUGACUAGUUUCCAAAGGGCAUGAUCCUGAAUGUGGAAGACAAAGAUAAUAAUGGUUCAAUGUUAAUAGUCACACACUGCUGGAACAUCUCUCAGCCACUCGAGACCAAUAGCCCCAUGUAUAUCAAUGUGUAGAUUCAGCAAGCAUGUUGUUCAUGCCCCUUUGAUUGCAUCAGCAAUUUCAUUGAUGUUUGCAUGUCUCACUGCAUUGUGCAAUCAAAGGGGCAUGAACGACAUGCUCGCUGAAGAAUCCAUUGUGCUUUUUGUCUUUUCUCUCUUCCCUGCCUUAGCUUGUGCCUGUAUUCUUAAACUAUCCCAAUAUCUUGAAUUUGGCCUGAAAUGUGGAAAACCUUGUGCUGCUUGUGAUCACUAUGUUGCUGAAGAGGGACUUGGGAUAGCAUGCUGUGAGAAUGGUCAAUUGCAGGUUCAUAACGGUCGACUUCAGGAACUUCAGAAUCAGGGGUCAUUUUCAAAAUAUAGCCAUUGCUCUGCAUCAUGGUUUUGCUUCAGAAUCAGACGUUUGAUUUUUUCAAGUUCUUCCAGGUUUUCAUGCCUCAUAGCUACUCCUACAGGACCAUAUUCAUGUAACUGGGUUGCACUUGCCAUUCCUAAAAGCUUACUGAAAGAAGUUCUGUUGCAAAAAUCGUACUCGGCUGUGCUUAGCUGAUCUUUUACUUCUGCAUUGCUGUCUCAGAAUGAUCUUAUCUUCUGAAGAUUUUGAUCAAUUGAAAAAUCUCCAGACAAUUGAGAUGUAACAAUGGAGCAAUGUGAUGAAAAUAAAGCAUUUAAUUCUUUCUCAACACCCCCAUGACAUGAAUUUUCUUGCCUUUCACCAUUCACAGGAUUAACAAAUUCCAUCAUACUAUGUUCCCAAGUAUUUCCUCUGGAGUGGCUAUCAUGCUUGUACUUUUGUCGUGGCGUGUAUCUUUAGGGGAAAUCGAGCAGCAAGGGACAUGAAUGCAGAAUUGGAAAGAUGGUCUGAGACAUUUUGAGUGAGAAAACAUUUGUGUCCUUGAACAAGAUGCAUCCAUGCAGUAAACGAGUCUGCUCAUCCUCGGAAAAUAUUUUGUUCAUUUUCCUACCAUUUGCCCUUACUUCAUCUGUUCCAUCAACCCGAUGACUGUUUAUAUCCAACAUCAGAAGCUUCCACACUUUAUUAGUUCCCUCAUCAAGAUCAACUUUAGUUCCCUCAUGAAGACCAUCAAUGGCUGUUUGCGGUCUUUCUGCAUCCUCAAAUGUUUGUCUAUUAGAACUGCCUAGAUUUGCAAUAUUAGUUCGAUUGGCACCACAGUUUCUAAUUGUGGUCAGUGAAGUGCAACCACGAGUUCAGCUCUUUUUGUAGCUUUGAGCAUGGUUAGGAGUCUCGCUGUUUCAUAUUCAAAAGCAGAUGUCCAGCCGUUACAAGUUGAUUCAUCCAUAUGUGAUAUAGCAUUUUCAUCAGUACCAUUGAGCAAGCAAACAACAACAACAUUAAUCUAAUUGGAAGGCAAUAUAAUUUAAUGCAGGCAUACCAGUCAAAUUAUUGGGUUCAAUUUUCAAAUGUACAAAAGAAAACGAGAACUGAAAAGGGGAAAAUCUUCUAACACGUCCUAUGCAUCUUCGGAGCCCAUGUUCUAAAGAUGUAUUGGACGUGUUAUAAAUUUUCCCCUUUUCAGUUCUUUUUUUCUUUGGUACAUUUGGAAAUUGAGCCCAAUAGUUUGACUGGUAUGCCUGCAUUAAAUUAUAUUGCACCCCGAUUAGAUUAAUGUUGUUGUUGUCUUCUUGUUCAAUGGUACUGAUGAAGAUGAGGAGGAAGAGGAUUUCGAAGAUGAUGCUGUGGCGGGUUAAAGUCAAGGGGGGAAAUAGACAGCCUUCUAGCUACUAUUACCAAGUGCUGUGACCUUGUGAAUUUUAUAUAUAGUAACAAAAGUAGUUUUCACUUUUCAUCAUGAUAAUAUCAAUUUGAUUGUUUUGGUUGACAUUUGGAUGAAUUGUUGCAUGUCAGGACUAUGUUCAAUGUAUGAAAUUGGUUAUGUUUGUUCAGUGACAAUAAUACAGAAUCAUCUGAUAACUUAUAAAUGGAACAUUCAUGCGAA
Molecule: messenger RNA, 2348 nt
Organism: Trifolium pratense (red clover)
Lineage: Eukaryota; Viridiplantae; Streptophyta; Magnoliopsida; Fabales; Fabaceae
Exons: 5
Coding region: 401-940 (179 amino acids)
Source: RefSeq, a predicted model, not a curated record